UACUUACGUUAUGCCACGUUGAUGGAGACCAGUGGGGACGUGGAAGUCCGUCUGCAGUACGCAACCGGUACCCGGUAGACUUGUGUUCGUGUUUUUUCCUCAACAUUUAGUCUUUAAAGAAGAGCCGAAGAGGGAAUUGUGUCCAGUGUUUUUGUUUGCUUAAUGUGUACGUUCAUGUAAGAGGGAGCAAACAAUACAAGAAUGAAACUCAAAGAGAUCAGCCGCACAGCCAUCCAGAGCUGGAGUCCUGCUCAGCACCAUCCUAUCUACCUGGCUACAGGAACAUCAGCCCAGCAGCUGGAUGCCUCCUUCAGCACCAAUGCUUCCUUGGAGUUUUUCGAGCUGGACUUGGCUGAUCCGUCUAUGGAAAUGAAGUCAUGUGGCAGCUUCUCAUCUACUCACAGAUAUAACAAACUGGUGUGGGGUCCCUACGGAAUGGAUGACACCAGUCACCCGUCUGGUGUCCUAAUCGCAGGAGGCGAUAAUGGCAACGUCAUCCUGUACGACCCAGCAAAGAUCAUGGCCGGGGAGAGUGACGUGAUCAUUGCUGAGAGUGACAAACACACGGGGCCAGUGAGGGCUCUGGACGUCAACCCGUUCCAAACAAACCUUUUUGCAUCAGGUGGAAAUGAGUCUGAAAUCUAUAUCUGGGACAUGAAUAACUUUGGUUCUCCCAUGACACCUGGACCUAAAACUCAGCCUCUGGAGGACAUCGGCUGUGUGUCGUGGAACAGACAGGUCCAACACAUCCUUGCCUCUGCCAGUCCGAGUGGCCGAGCUUCAGUGUGGGACCUACGCAAGAAUGACCUCAUUAUUAAAGUCAGCGACCACAGCAACAGAAUGCACUGCUCCGGACUGGCCUGGAACCCAGAAGUGGCCACUCAGCUGGUCGUGUCCUCGGAGGAUGAUCGGAUGCCAGUCAUCCAGAUGUGGGACUUACGUUUCGCUACCUCUCCUCUCAAGAUUUUCGAGAAUCACACAAGGGGUGUGCUCGCCAUCUCUUGGAGCUUGGCUGAUCCUGAGCUGCUCCUGAGCUGUGGGAAGGACAGCAGGAUCCUGUGCUGGAAUCCAAACACAGCAGAGGUGCUGUACGAGUUGCCCACCAGCAGCCAGUGGUGCUUUGACAUCCAGUGGUGUCCCAGGAACCCUGCAGUGCUGUCGGCCGCAAGCUUCGACGGACACAUCGGCAUCUAUUCCAUCAUGGGGGGCAGCAAAGAGUCGCAGAGUCAGAGGCAUGCUGACCAGAUUAGUACCUCGUUUGGGAACAUGGAUCCUUUUGGGACAGGACAAACGUUGCCCCCGCUUCAGCUGCCUCAGUCCACUGCCCCUCCAGCUGCAGUAAACCCCUUGAAGAAGCCACCCAAGUGGAUCCGCAGACCUGUCGGAGCCUCAUUUGCUUUUGGUGGGAAGCUGGUAUCCUUGGAGAACUCAAAGCCUAACGCUCAACAACUCCAGCAGCCCACUUCACACGUUGUACAUGUCAGUCAGGUCAUCACAGAAACGGCGUUUUUGAAGCGCUCCGAUCAGCUGCAGGCCACUCUGAGCUCAGGCAGCUUUGUGGAUUUCUGCCAAGAAAAGAUCAGCACUGCGGAAAACGAGUUUGAAAAGACUAUAUGGUCGUUCCUCAAGGCUAAUUUUGAGGGCGAUAUCCGCAGCAAGUUUUUGGAACUUCUGGGAUACAACAAAGAGGAGUUGGCCUUAAAGAUUUCGGCAGCACUAGAAGAAAAACCUGCUGAUCCCCCGAAGCUGGAGGCACCUGCUCCGGUCAACCCGCAACCAUUACCAAACCUCAGCUUCUUGCCCCCUGUGGACACUCCUGAGGCAGCGUUUGACAUGAUCGCUGCUGCAAACCUUCAGCCGGCUGCCACACUGGAUUCCACUCCCAAAUCAGAGAGUGAGAAAUCAGAAGCUGAAGAUCUAGAGGACGAUCUUCUAAAUAGUGAGCCAGAAGAAAUUGUAGAUCAGUCUCUUCCUGAGGAGGGGAAGGAGGGGAAGGAAGAAGAAGAGGAGAUCCUAUUAGAGGAGGAGGAGGUCCCAUUGGAAGAGGAGAUGGCACCACCGGUGGAGGAGGAGGAGGAGGAGAAGGCGGCCAUUCCAGCUUCAACCUUGUCUCCAUCUCAGGAGGCCACUCAAGCCCCAGCUCCAGCUGCUUCUGAAGGAGUCAGCCUCGGUGUCAGUCAAGAUGUGGACGGGCUGAUUAUGCAGGCUCUGCUAACGGGAGACUUCGAAGGAGCUGUGGACCUCUGUCUCCAUGACAACAGGAUGGCGGACAGCAUCAUCCUGGCUGUCGCUGGAGGAGCCGAGCUCUUGGAGAAAACCCAGAAGAAGUAUUUUACAAAAACACACAGCAAGAUAACUAAGCUGAUCAGUGCAGUGGUGAUGAAAGAUUGGCAUGACAUCCUGAAGACAUGCGACCUGGAGAACUGGAAGGAGGCUCUGGCUGCUGUCAUGACCUACGCUAAGCCGGAGGAGUUCUCUACCCUCUGUGAUCUUCUCGGGGGCAGACUGGAAACAGCAGAGGUCGCUCAGCUGCAAGCCCAGGCCUGUCUGUGUUACAUAUGUGCUGGCAACGUAGAGAAACUGGUUUCUUGUUGGACCAAAGCUCAGAACGGACACUGCCCACUGUCCCUCCAGGACCUGGUGGAGAAAGUGGUGGUGCUGCGUCAUGCAGUAGAGCAGACUCAGCGUGCAGGUCCCACUGCUGUUGGCAUCCUACUGGCUGAGAGGAUGAGCCAGUAUGCCAAUCUGCUGGCUUCUCAGGGCAGCCUGUCCACUGCCAUCACCUACCUGCCUGACAAUACCAACCAGGUUGCCGUACAGCAGCUCCGUGACCGUCUCAGUCGUGCUCUGGGACUGCAGGCGGCAGCUCCCACAGCUCCUGUACAAACCCAGAGAGUUCACACUCGGCUCCCGGCUCCUCGAGCUCAACCCAGCUCUGCGCUGCCCCGCCAUCCCUUCACCCCGCUCCAGCCUGCCAUGGUGCCGCAGCCCACUGCAGCAGCUCCAGUGCCCAUGCUCACAACUGCCUCUGCACCUGCCCAGCCGCACUUUUACCAGCCCGCCAGGGUUGCUUCCACUGUCACCUCCUGGAGUAACCAAGCUCCCACAGCUCUCCCCAAUGUCCCUCCUACUCCUCUUCAAGUAGGCAACGCCUCAGACCAGCAGGUAGAGCCGUCAAACUCCAUGUACGGGAUGCCAGCCUCUGGCGCAGCUGCUGGUCCUCCAGCCUCCUCCACUCCUGCGUACAUGUACUCCCAUCAGUACCAGCCCUACCCCCAGGUCAACCAGUACCCACCUGGAGCUGGGGGGGCAUCCAUCUAUCAGCCACUGCCCUACCCCUCCUCUCUUUCUGCAGAGCCCUCCUCCCCUCCUCACCCCCCCGGCUUCCUGUCUCAGUACACUCAGUCAGUCCCCUCUCAGCCAGUGCCUCUAUUCUAUCCUGGACAGACUCCCAUCAGCCACUGCCUGUCCUCAUCUCCACCCUCCCAUCCUCCUUUCUUUCCCUCUGCUGCCUCUUCUGCCUCCUCCUUCUCUGCUCCUCCAUCCUCCGGAGCAUCUUUCCAGCAUGGUGGGCCAGGAUCUCCUGUGUCGUACAUGCCUCCUCCUCCACCGACUGGAGUCUCAGGACCUCAAAAUGGCUGGAAUGACCCUCCAGCUCUGAACAGGGCACCAAAGAAAAAGCAGGUUCUUGAGAACUACACUCCGCCUACACCUAUCACGGCUCCCAUCAUGCCUCAGCCAGGCUCUGACCCUCAGGUGCAGUCUAUGCCCACUGCAGGUCCUCAGGCUGUGGUCCAGGGACAACAUGGUGCCCAGAUCCCCUACUCUGGUCUGCAACAGCAACAGCAGCAGCAGCAGCAGCAGCAGCAGUUCCCCCCACCAUCCAUGAACCCCGCAAUGCCCAAGACCAGUACGGAGGGGGCGCCAGGGGCACCAACUGGAGAUGUCAUACAGCCUCUGCAGUCCAUCCCUGCUGAGAAGAUCAUGAAGAAGCCGAUCCCUGAUGAGCACAUGGUCCUGAAGACCACGUUUGAGGGGCUCAUCCAGAAGUGUUUGGCUGUAGCCAAGGACCCUCAAACUAGGAGGAAACUUGAUGAGGCAAACAAACGUUUGGAAGCGCUUUAUGACAAACUCAGAGAGCAGACGCUCUCUCCAGCCAUCGUAGGAGGACUGCACAACAUAGCCAGGACCAUCGAGUCCCGAUCCUACACCGAGGGCCUCAACAUCCAUACCCAUAUAGUCAGUAACAGCAACUUCAGCGAGACAUCAGCGUUUAUGCCCGUACUCAAGGUGGUGCUGACACAGGCCAACAAACUCGGGGUCUGAUCUGGCCAAAAAAAAAAAGUACAUCCCACCUUCAAACUCCUCAAGAGUGGAGAGUGACCAGUCAGGGGAUCGACCGGCGUUUUAAAUUGUUAGUCGCUUGAUUCGCAGGGAGUUCCUUUAGACUCGAAUUGCAAAUGAUGAAGAAUUCAAAGACGUAUGGAAAAAACUACUGUAAAAUUCUUCUGUGUGCCAUUCACAUUUUUCUCACACAACAACACAAGUCAUGUUACAAAUCGGUCGCACGCAGCGGAGCAAAAACAGAGCCCGGUGCAAAAUGGAUGCACGCAACAGUUUAAGGGCUAGAGUUUUAUUAAAGGACCACCGUGAUCUGCCAGAAAUCCACACUAAAUAUUAGUUUUUGAUUCACACAUGUUGUCAUAAUGUUUUCAAAUGUAGAUGAAUAAUCAGUCUUGCCUUUGGUGAGCAAAAUGUAAGGAAUGCAACGUUAAAGCAUGUUUGGUCAUGGACACUAAUGUUGGAUACAAAGGAAUUUAAGGUAAAUUAGGAAAAGCAACAGGAGAUUCAGGAAUUUUUAAGGGCAUUUUAUCUACUCGUUUAAAAACCAAUGACAUUUUAGUCAAUUAAAAAUAUAAUAAUAAUUAUAUCCUGCCUUUAUUAGUUUGGCUUCAGCAGCAAACUGCAGUGCAGCAUGGUUUUGUGCACACGACAAAUCAUGAAUUAAAUAUUAGCUUGUUCCAUUUUUGUAGUCUUUUAAUAUUUGUGCAAUACAGUAAAGCUCCGAAACCCCUUUUUUAAUCUAUAAACAAGUCAUUUUUAAAAGUGCAAUCGCUCGCUUCAUGUUUUAUCAUGUAACCGUGUAAUGGUCGGCAUGCUUUUCGCAGUAGAUCUGCAAAACAGGAGAGAGGUGGAAUAGAGAAGCUUUUGUUUUUACUGCAGAACACAGAAAAUUGAUUAAAAGCAGGUCAUUACUUUAAAUUAGGGAUGGAUCAGUACCACGUUUUUUGUGUCUAAUACCAAUAUGAAAAUUGUCUUUUAAACAACUCGACUGUUAAUAACACAGUCGUGCUAAUGCAUUUACCAACCAUUUCAAAAACAUACUCGAAGUGUGUAACAAAUAUUUUGCUCCUUCCUUGCCAACAGCAUAAAAGUUAAUGGGCCAGUUAAUAAGAAUUAGUCACGUCUAAUACCUUCAUAUACCAGAUAGUCAUUAUUCUUAUGGCCCUGGUAUACUUCCGUGCAAAUGCCAUGUGUGUCACAUAUUGCGGACCCUGGUAUACUCUUGCAUCAGGUUCCUGUAGUAUCUGACUUCACCAUCGGGUGGCAGUACAAGUCUGGACACAGGGAAUAGGAAAUUCAUCAGCUGAAAGGUCCAUCGAGCAGGGGCUGGUUUCGAGGGUCACCAGGUUAGUGGCUCGGAUGAAUAUCCUCAACUUCAUCUGUUGUUAAAAUAUUUUUCUGCUUGGUGAGCGGGGCUUAAUACUCCACCUGCUGGUGGGGCAGAAAUUCAGUUCACGCAUGUGCUGUCCAUGCACGGUUACAAAAUCUGAGCUGAUUAAACUGCGUCAUUUGCAUGAUGCGGGUGGGGUCCGCGUGCACUGUGCAUGGAAGUAUACCAGGGCCUUAAUCUGCUAUAGUGAGCUUCUGCUUCAAAAUACAAAACACACACACUCUGGCUGGUUUGUCCAUUCAGGGCUGCUGUAGAAACAUGACGGUGCAAGUUUGCAGCUUCUGUAAAGCAAGGCUCUUUGAUAAAGUACAUAUAAAAGCGUUAUCUUAAGGCUAUGAAAACUUAAGACGGUACUUUGAUUAAUUUUUUUGCAUUCUGGUCACAUGAUGGUGGUGGCACACAUCUCUCCUUCAUAAUGUAGAGUCUAUGGAACAUCAGAUUCAACGUUUUGUCUUUUUGACCACCAGUAUCGGAUCGAUUCAUCCCUACUUUAAACCAUUCGUCUCCUUUAUAUGCAUUCAAAAUAACGUUAAUCGUUUUUAUGGACUUAAUCUGACAUUUGCUUGUACUCUAAUCCCGCAUCUAAUGACUUCCUGUCACCAUUGGUGUCACUACAUUCAACACAUUGGACCAAGAUUUUGUCAUUGUGUCCGAUGCAUCGAUGCAAAACAGGUGCAGUCCCACCUGUUGAGGACAUUCGAUGAUGUUUGUUUUACUUUUGCUGUCUUAUUUCUUUCCUCACAUCUAAUGUGUAAUCACAAGUCUAAGCAGAGUGCAAUGAACAUCUCCGCUUUUAAGGAAUUUUAAAAAAUAUGCAUGCUUCAACACGCUAAAAGUCGUCUUAAACGGCAUUGGAGGUAAUUAUCUGCUAAUUAAUUCAGGCCUCAGAAGGAAUCUAGAAACAGUCUUUGUGCUUGAUUUUCAUUCCGACGCCAAUGAGGGCUGCAGUCUGAGUGGUCAACCUCACUUUGUGUUGUUAAUAAAAGGAAACAAGUCUUUGUUUUAGACUGACUACAUGCAAUAUUUUCAAUAAAUAGUAUUUAUUUACAA
This is a messenger RNA of Solea senegalensis (Senegalese sole), 6784 nucleotides long. It is a transcript of the gene sec31a, whose product is annotated as SEC31 homolog A, COPII coat complex component. Gene Ontology annotation, cellular component: COPII vesicle coat; endoplasmic reticulum exit site. Gene Ontology annotation, biological process: intracellular protein transport; COPII-coated vesicle cargo loading; endoplasmic reticulum organization. The coding region runs from base 202 to 4326 and encodes 1374 amino acids. The record is from RefSeq and is a predicted model, not a curated record. The transcript is spliced from 28 exons. NCBI's taxonomy places the organism in Eukaryota, Metazoa, Chordata, Actinopteri, Pleuronectiformes, Soleidae. Gene Ontology annotation, molecular function: structural molecule activity; protein binding.